UUUUUUGAAAUUUCGAUUUCUCUUCUGAAAAAAAAAAAAAAAAAAAAAAUCUGUUUAGCUUCCGAUGAACUCCAAAACCGUUAACCAGAUACCGCCGGCGAAUCCUUCUUUCGAUGACUCGUCGGAGGUCGCAAUCAACGCUGCAGUUGACUUGGAGCUCGCCGCGGCUAUAGGAGUAGGAGUAGGAGGAGGAGGAGGAGGAGGAGGAGUAAGUAACUCAAACGGCGGCGGAGGAAGGAGCAAAGCGAAGGGACCUUGGUCGGCGGAGCAGGACGCGGUUCUGACGAGGCUAGUGAAGAAGCUGGGGGCGAGGAACUGGACUCUGAUAGCCCGUGGAAUCCCAGGCCGGUCUGGGAAAUCGUGCCGGUUAAGGUGGUGCAAUCAGCUCGAUCCUUGUCUCAAACGCAAACCGUUCACCGAGGAGGAGGAGAAUCUGUUAAUGUCAGCACACGCGGUUCAUGGAAACAAAUGGUCAGUGAUUGCAAAGCUUUUACCUGGGAGAACUGAUAACGCCAUCAAGAACCACUGGAACUCUGCGCUUAAGCGUAAACACGCUGAUCUCUGGAACAGUCACCACUCCAUCUCUAAGACCGUAACUCCUCACAUUGUCAGAAAGGCAUCAUCGUCGUCCCACAAAGAAGAAACGAAUUAUCCUCAGCCUUCUACGAUAUUAACUCAUGUUAAAACGGAGGAUGAAGCAAGCAAGCCUCCGGAAGGGAAGCGUAAUGGUGUUUAUCGCCCCGUGGCGAGAAUGGGUGCUUUCAGUGUCUAUAAGCCUGGAUACAUGAACCAGAACCACCGUAUAGCUCCGUGUGAGGGACCUUUGGUUCAAGUAGCAAGACCCAACUCGUUGGCUGGUCAGUUUCUUCAGUCUCUUUGUUAUCAAACUAACGUCCCUUCGAGGUGCGGUCGUGGUUGCUGUGACCAGCAAGAAGACAAAAGACUGUCGUCGUCGUCGGUGCUGGGACCAGAGUUUGUGGAUUAUGAGGAGCCGUCUUCUGUGGGGUUAGACCAAGAGUUGGUUUCUAUAGCAACUGAUCUGAACAAUAUUGCUUGGAUAAGGAGUGGACUUAACAAUAGCUAUUCCAGAGAAGUGGGACAGAGUAUGAUGAGUGCUGCUGAUAGUCGUUUUCAUUUUGAAUAUGCUCGAGCUCGAGGGAAAUUUACUGGGAUGGUUAACAAUGGUGUGCCAAGUCAGAUGCUGAGGCAAGAUUUAAGGACUUUAAUCUAACUUUUAGAGAGAAUAUUUCUUUGUUGUAUCUGAUCGUAGAAUAUCGAAAUUUCACGGAGUAAACUUCGCACGGUGCAGUGUUGGUGUUAUGUAAUGUUUUGAUCUGAUAAAGUGCGCGAUUUCUAUGUUCCCUUUUCCAGACA
Messenger RNA from Raphanus sativus (radish), 1374 nucleotides. Its product is annotated as transcription factor MYB25. The record is from RefSeq and is a predicted model, not a curated record. The transcript has 2 exons. NCBI's taxonomy places the organism in Eukaryota, Viridiplantae, Streptophyta, Magnoliopsida, Brassicales, Brassicaceae. Gene Ontology annotation, molecular function: RNA polymerase II cis-regulatory region sequence-specific DNA binding; DNA-binding transcription factor activity, RNA polymerase II-specific. The coding region runs from base 65 to 1231 and encodes 388 amino acids. Gene Ontology annotation, biological process: regulation of DNA-templated transcription. Gene Ontology annotation, cellular component: nucleus.